Molecule: messenger RNA, 4782 nt
Organism: Camelus dromedarius (Arabian camel)
Lineage: Eukaryota; Metazoa; Chordata; Mammalia; Artiodactyla; Camelidae
Gene: KLHL21
Product: kelch like family member 21
Exons: 4
Coding region: 83-1876 (597 amino acids)
Biological process (GO): protein ubiquitination
Molecular function (GO): protein binding
Source: RefSeq, a predicted model, not a curated record
CGCAGCGUCUUUCCCGCAGGCCCCGGCGGCGGCGUACCCGAGCGACGCGCAUAGCGGCCCCGCGCCCCGCGGCGAAGGCGUCAUGGAGCGGCCGGCGCCCCUGGCGGUGCUGCCCUUCUCGGACCCCGCGCACGCGCUGAGCUUGCUGCGCGGCCUGAGCCAGCUCCGCGCCGAGCGCAAGUUCUUGGAUGUGACCCUGGAGGCGGCGGGCGGGCGCGACUUUCCGGCGCACCGCGCCGUGCUGGCGGCCGCCAGCCCCUACUUCCGCGCCAUGUUCGCCGGGCAGCUGCGCGAGAGCCGCGCCGAGCGGGUACGCCUGCACGGCGUGCCUCCCGACAUGCUGCAGCUGCUCCUCGACUUCAGCUAUACCGGCCGCGUGGCGGUGAGCGGCGACAACGCCGAGCCGCUGCUGCGCGCAGCCGACCUGCUGCAGUUCCCGGCCGUGAAGGAGGCGUGCGGCGCCUUCCUGCAGCAGCAGCUCGACCUGACCAACUGCCUGGACAUGCAGGACUUUGCCGAGGCCUUCAGCUGCGCGGGGCUGGCGAGCGCCGCUCAGCGCUUCAUCUUGCGCCACGUGGGCGAGCUGGGCGCGGAGCAGCUGGAGCGGCUGCCGCUGGCGAGGCUGCUGCGCUACCUGCGCGACGACGGGCUGUGCGUGCCCAAGGAGGAGGCCGCCUACCAGCUAGCGCUGCGCUGGGUGCGCGCCGACCCGCCGCGCCGCGCCGCGCACUGGCCGCAGCUGCUGGAGGCGGUGCGCCUGCCCUUCGUGCGUCGCUUCUACCUGCUAGCGCACGUCGAGGCCGAGCCGCUGGUGGCGCGCUGCCCGCCCUGCCUGCGCCUGGUGCGCGAGGCGCGCGACUUCCAGGCGGCGCGCUACGACCGUCACGAUCGCGGGCCCUGCCCCCGGAUGCGCCCGCGCCCCUCCACUGGCCUCGCCGAGAUCCUCGUUCUAGUGGGCGGCUGUGACCAGGACUGUGACGAGUUGGUCACCGUCGACUGCUACAACCCGCAGACGGGCCAGUGGCGCUACCUGGCCGAGUUCCCCAACCACCUGGGCGGGGGCUACAGCAUCGUGGCGCUGGGCAACGACAUCUACGUGACAGGCGGGUCCGACGGCUCCCGGCUCUACGACUGCGUGUGGAGGUACAACUCGAGCGUGAACGAGUGGACGGAGGUGGCACCCAUGCUGAAGGCCCGGGAGUACCACAGCUCAUCCGUGCUGGACGGGCUGCUAUAUGUGGUGGCCGCUGACAGCACAGAGCGCUACGACCACACCACCGACUCCUGGGAGGCCCUGCAGCCCAUGACCUACCCCAUGGACAACUGCUCCACCACCGCCUGCCGCGGCCGGCUCUAUGCCAUUGGCUCCCUGGCCGGCAAGGAGACCAUGGUGAUGCAGUGUUACCACCCGGACACGGACCUCUGGUCGCUGGUGGACUGCGGGCAGCUCCCAACCUGGUCCUUUGCCCCCAAGACAGUAACUCUGAACGGACUCAUGUACUUCAUCAGGGACGACUCCGCUGAGGUGGACGUGUAUAACCCCACCAAGAACGAAUGGGAUAAGAUCCCAUCCAUGAAUCAGAUGCAUGUAGGGGGCAGCCUGGCUGUCCUCGGAGGGAAGCUCUACGUCUCUGGGGGGUACGACAAUACGUUUGAACUCUCCGACAUGGUGGAGGCCUACGACCCAGAGACGCGGGCGUGGAGCGUGGUGGGACGGCUCCCAGAGCCCACCUUCUGGCACGGCAGCGUCAGCAUCUUCCGCCAGUUCAUGCCCCAGACGCCCUCGGGUGGGCGCGGCUUUGAGCUGGACAGUGGCGGCGGCGACGUGGAUGUGGGCCGGCCCCGGCCACCACAGAACCCCAUCGAGCUGCACUAGCCCCGGCCUGGCCCCGGGAGGGCCUCGGUGCAGGUAACCCGGCACCUCUUGGGGGCAGCACCCCCUUCCUUCGUGCACAAAGACAGGUUGGGCUCACCAGAUGGAGCAUGGGCGCUCGGGCCGCUGAGCUGAGCCAACCUCAGGAUCUGACACCUGGAGAGUUUCUGUGAGCUUAGAGCCCGAGUCACAGCUACUGGGGCCAAGGCUGGUGGUGGAUGCCCCUCCCUUGGUCCAGGAAGAGCUGCCUCCCUGCUGACACAUCUCACCGACGCAGCGCACACCCCUCCUGCAGCCACCACCUGUGCCUGUUAGCUCCCGCCUCCAGAGACGAGGGCCACUUCUGGGGUACGAGUGGAGGGGGAGGGGUCCUUCCAGAAGAGUGAGGAUGGCCUCGGCCUGCCUUCCUGCAGGCCUUGCUGUCCGGAGCAUCAAGAAUUAGGCAGACGAUGACUGCGGUGGGGUCCCGAGCUCCUCAGCCGGUGCUGAACACCCAGCAGGCCAGCUUCCCAGAUGGAGAGAGAGGCUCUACCUGCCUAGCUCCUCCCCCAUGCUGGGGUCUCACACCAAAACACCCCUCGUGGGUGGACCUCUGGAGGUGAGCUCAGACCUGGGUGCACAGGGCAGUGGGACAGGACAGGAGUGUGGCCCUGGAGGAGGCCUACAGGGACUGCUGACUGUUCUAUCCCCAGUGGACCUGGGCUGAGGCAGAUGCUGGGUGUCCCUGUCUACACACCAACCAGCUGACGUGUCCCCAGCUGGCUGGGAGUCUCCUGGACCUUCCUCCCUGGCCAGCGCAGGAGAAGAAGCUUGCAAUGCAAGGUCACAGGUCAGUGGGAGGCCCUGGGACUUUGUUGCUGAAGCCCAGCCAGGCAGACAGCUGCAGACACCCUUGCCCUCACUGGCCUGCAAGUGGAGAGUCCUGUUGCUUCUCAAGGAAGCCCAGGGCAGGGGGGCCUCAGUAGUUGGUUGCAAGUUUUCGAAAGUAGUUUGGCCUUUCCUUAAAAGGAGACACCUCGAAACGGUCUGGUUUGUUUAAUUUUUAAUCUGUCACAGUCCUGUCACUGAAGCGUUCUGCGGGGUGGAGGUGCCUGGCUUCUCCAGGAGGGUGGUGGCAGGAGCUCCUGGGAAACCCUGUAGCUCAGGUGUCCCUGGUUUUCUCUGAGGAGUGAGCGUUUCAGGGGAUUGGUGGGCUCAUCCCCUCAAGGUUCCCAAGGUAGCCUUUGCUUGAAUUUGUCUUUCCCUUCCAGAGGGGAGGGCGGUGACGUUUCCCUCGUUAGAUCAGUGUUCAUCCACAUGCUCUCACCAGGAGAGAGUUUUCUCACUACUUCACAAAUGGCACUUAAAGCCCUUUCAUUGGCCAGAAGCCUCCUGGCCUUUGGGGCUGUUGGACGGGGCCCUGCCUUCCCUCCUGUGUGCCCACUGUGAGCCCUGGUGCGGUGUUGUGGCUGUCAAGUCUGCCGUCUGGCCCUGCAACCCCUCCGGGAGCAGCCACGGCUCACAGCUGGCCCUUCAGUCUUAGGUCGUGCCUCAGCUGGCCACUCGCAAGCCCCCAUGUGGUAGGCACAGUGGGAGGGCGGGGUAUGAGCCCCAGUACUUCCUGCCUCAGGCCUUGGCCAGCGUGGGUGCUCAGCCCUCUGUUCCCUUGGGGGACCCCUCCCCCAGUCUUUGCCUUCACCCCUCUUGGUCUGGUGUUCUCCCGCAGUGAGUUGGGGCUUCCCUGUCCCCUCCCCCCAGGAUAGUCGCAGCCCUCACUUCCCUUCCCAGUGGUUACUGGGGCCUUUUUCUGGUGCAGGUGCCUGCCCGGCAAGGCAGGGCUGCAUGAGACUCAUGGAGCCCUGGUUUUAUAUAUAUAUAUAUAUAUAUAUAUAUAUAUAUAUAUAUCACCAAGCCAGUGCCAGACUGCCCUGCCAGGUGGGUGUGACAUGCCACACAGGGAGAUGUUGGAUAGCGGCUGGGACACUUGUCUGGGGGACCUCCCUGGGGAGCAUGUAGACCUCGAUCUCCUGGGAAAGACUCUAGGUUCCUUCCCUUGGGCUGUCUCUGUGGAGGGCCUGGCAGGACGGGGAGAGGAGUGGACUUAGACAUGUGCGGCAGUCACUGGAGCACCCACUCCCUCCAGGCGGGUGUGGCUAUGCCUCUGGCAAGGGCAGUGACUCAUGAGGGGAGCUUUUUUGCUAGGACAGGGGAGCUGCAAACAUAUUUUUCUUAUUUAUAAGCCUUUAUAACCCCCUGCAUUGGUUAUGGUCAGCACUGAGGGCUGGAGCCUGGGCCCGGGCCUUUGUCUGGUCUUCCCUGGAUUUUUGGUACUUUACUGUGGAAAUGACCAUCCCAAUCUGGUGACUGUUCAGGUGAUGGUUGGUUUAGUGGGGCCGGUGAUGUUCACUCUCUAGAACUGCCCGGGUCCCCACCACCGUCUUUGGUUUAAAAGACCAAAGAUGGGAAGGGGAGGCAGCAGGCACCACCUGGGGGUCCAGGAUCAGGGAUGACCCUUGAGAAACGUCUACUCCCUGCCCUGCCCUCCCCGCUCCUUGUGGGCCCCGGUUCCAGGCUGUGGAGUUCCCAUCACUUACAGAUGUCUGCACUGACAGGCCGGGCCAGCUGGGGUGAGACUGUCUACAUGUUGGGUGUACACAACUUUUUCAGUCUAUAGGACAAAUUAAGUUAUGAAAACUCAGUGACUAGUAUUUAAUGCUGAUCUACUAUGAAGUGUGCUGUAUAUGACCCCAGAGACUUCCGUACUGGAGGACCCCCCCGCCCCCAGUGUCCAGCAUCCAGUUCCAGCCCCAGGCGGUGGGGCAGAUUUGCAUAUUUAUUUGUCUGUUCUGUAAGCUUACGUGUCUAGAAUCCCAUUUAAGGUUUUAGGAUGCCUUCAAUAUGUAUUUUUUGAAAUAAAAAUAUUUCCUAUA